Molecule: messenger RNA, 945 nt
Organism: Cokeromyces recurvatus
Lineage: Eukaryota; Fungi; Mucoromycota; Mucoromycetes; Mucorales; Mucoraceae
Product: ribosomal RNA assembly protein mis3
Exons: 5
Coding region: 37-909 (290 amino acids)
Cellular component (GO): nucleolus; small-subunit processome
Molecular function (GO): RNA binding
Source: RefSeq, a predicted model, not a curated record
UUUUUUUUUUUUUGAAAGAGUUUAUUCAUCAAGAUCAUGUCUGAGGAAACACAAACAAAGAACAAUAAUCGAUUUAGAAAAGACAAACCCUGGGAUACUGAUGAUAUUGAUCAUUGGAAGAUUGAAGAAUUUAAACCUGAAUAUCUUGUACAGCCUUUUACUGAAGAAUCAUCAUUUGCAACACUUUUCCCUAAAUACAGAGAAACCUAUUUAAGAGAAUGUUGGCCUCUUGUUACUAAAGCUCUUGAAAAAUAUGGUAUUGCUUGUGUAUUAGAUUUAGUUGAAGGCAGUAUGACAGUAAAGACAACAAGAAAAGCUUAUGAUCCAUAUGCUAUUUUGAAAGCUAGAGACCUUAUUAAAUUAUUAGCAAGAAGUGUACCAUUUCCUCAAGCUGUUAAAAUUAUGGAAGAUGGUAUUGCCUGUGAUAUUAUUAAGAUUGGCAACAUCACUCGUAAUAAAGAAAGAUUUGUGAAGCGUAGACAAAGAUUGAUUGGACCUAAUGGUUCUACAUUAAAGGCAAUUGAAUUACUGACAAAAUGUUACAUGAUGGUGCAAGGUAAUACUGUAUCAGUUAUGGGACCUUAUAAAGGCCUUAAAGAUAUUCGUCGUAUUGUUACAGAUUGCAUGAAAAAUAUUCACCCCAUCUAUCACAUUAAAGAACUUAUGAUUAAGAGAGAACUUGCAAAGGAUCCAAAACUAGCAACAGAAUCUUGGGAUAGAUUUUUACCACACUUCAAGAAGAGAAAUGUCAAAUCAAAGAAGAAGGUGAUCGAAAAGCCAAAGAAGGAGUAUACCCCAUUCCCUCCUGCACCACAAAAAUCAAAGAUCGAUUUACAGUUAGAAAGUGGCGAAUAUUUCUUGAACAAGAAAAAGAACGAAGGAGGUGUAAAGAGAAAGAGAGGCGAAUAAUUUUUUUUUUUUUUUUAAAAAAUAAUAAAGAAAUAA